Molecule: messenger RNA, 1853 nt
Organism: Anas platyrhynchos (mallard)
Lineage: Eukaryota; Metazoa; Chordata; Aves; Anseriformes; Anatidae
Gene: HOXC5
Product: homeobox C5
Biological process (GO): embryonic skeletal system morphogenesis; positive regulation of transcription by RNA polymerase II; anterior/posterior pattern specification
Cellular component (GO): nucleoplasm; nucleus
Molecular function (GO): DNA-binding transcription factor activity, RNA polymerase II-specific; RNA polymerase II cis-regulatory region sequence-specific DNA binding
Source: RefSeq, a predicted model, not a curated record
CCCCCCGUUUUUUUUUUUUUUUCCCCUCCUCCGCCAUGAGUUCUUACGUCGCCAAUUCGUUUUAUAAGCAAAGUCCCAAUGUUCCUGCCUAUGCCAUGCAAAGUUAUGGAAAUUAUGGAAGUGUGCCUGAGGUUCAGUCAUCCAGGUACUGCUACAGUGGCUUGGAUCUAAGCAUCACAUUCCCCUCCUCUGGGGCUGCCAACUCUCUGAGCGGCUUGGACAUGUCUGCAGCCCCCCGAGCUAACCCCGAGCGACCUUCCUGCACGGUCAUGGGUUCUUCAGGGCAUCCUUUAGCCAGAGACGACCAGGCACCUCUAAACCCCGGAAUUUACAGUCAGAAGACUGCUAACACGGCGCUGGAGGAGAGAUCUAAGAGCUCUGGUGAAAUCAAAGCUGAGCCCGUGCAAACAGCACAACAAGGAGGACCACAACUGCAGCAGCAACAACCUCCACAAAUUUACCCGUGGAUGACCAAACUACACAUGAGCCAUGAAACGGAUGGCAAACGGUCCCGGACCAGCUACACCCGCUACCAAACUCUGGAACUGGAGAAAGAAUUUCAUUUUAACAGAUACCUCACCCGGCGGAGGCGCAUUGAGAUAGCCAACAACCUGUGCUUGAACGAGAGACAGAUCAAAAUAUGGUUUCAAAACCGGAGGAUGAAGUGGAAGAAAGAUUCCAAGUUGAAAAGCAAAGAGGCUCUUUAGGUGGGCUCGCAGGAGAUGGGGGUCCAGCUCUUUCCACGAGUUCUGGUGUAAGCUACCUUGAGGAAACUUUUAUUUCGGGGUGGGGAGGGAGGGAGAUGCUGAAUGGACUCUGGUCCGUACCCUCACAAAUCCGUCAGACAAAGGAGAUCUCUUGUUAGUAUGCAAAAACCCGCUGUUAGCUUCAUGCAAAAUUUAGUGUAUCGCUCUUUAGGUUGUUACUAAGUGUCCUAACCUGUGCGCUCUUUGGGGAAAAAAAAAAAAUCACCGUGAGGUUGCUCGAAAAAAAAAAAAAAAAGAAAGAAAGAAAAAGAAAAAAAAAAAAGGCUAAAAAAUAUAUAAAUCCGCAGGGUGGCUGGGUCGUGAUCCGUCAGCUCUAAAAAUUGCAAUAUUCAUAGGAAAAAAAAUAAAAAUAGAAAAAAAGAAUCAGAGAGCUGGCGAAGGAGGAAAAGAACAAAAAACCCAGAGCCAAACGCCAAGCCUGAAGUCCCAGCCUCCUCUUUGCCCUCUGCUCGCCCUUCUGGGGAAAGGAAAUGGCUGGUGUGUGUUUGGGGGGCGGGGGGGGGUGAGCCCCCAUCUGCCUGCCGGGAUGCUCGGGCAGGACCCCCCCGCUCUGCUCCCUGAAGUCGGAAGGAAAAUGUUGACCCUGGCUGCGGCUCGGCAAAGCCUCACCGCUGCCUCCCUGCACUUGUCCUCAGCCCCCCGCAAAGCCUCGCAGAGGGGCCGGGGGGGGUCCCCGGGGGGGCUUUUCGUGGCACUCGGAUGGCGUUAUUUUAUUAUUAUUUGCAUAUAAAAGAAAUGAAUAGACCGGGAGACACCGGCUUGCGCGGACCCUCCGAAAUCUCCGGGCAGGAGAGUGCAGCAUGGGAGGUGGGGGAGGGAGAAAUAGCCUCUGGACUUAAUAUUAUUGUGUAUUUAUUUGUUGCGUAAUUAAUGUAGAUUUGCUAAAUGCUAAGAUAUAUAUUAAAAGGCCAAGGCGAACCCAGAUUUGUACAUCUUUGUCUAAAUUCAGUCCAUUGCAGUAACUUUUUUUUUUUCUUUAAUUCCGCAAUAAUGUACUCGGUAUAUUUAUUGGGUGCCGCUUCGUGUGCGAGAGGACCAUGAAACUUAUAUUUUGUCAUAUGGAAUAAACAGUAAAUAACCCAAAAA